Molecule: messenger RNA, 1217 nt
Organism: Solanum verrucosum
Lineage: Eukaryota; Viridiplantae; Streptophyta; Magnoliopsida; Solanales; Solanaceae
Exons: 5
Coding region: 58-1023 (321 amino acids)
Molecular function (GO): hydrolase activity
Source: RefSeq, a predicted model, not a curated record
GGCUAAUAAAAGUACACACAUUGAAAGACUCGAGAGUAAGAAAAAAAACAAACAAAAAUGGAGAAGAUAGAGCACAAGAUGGUAGCUGUAAAUGGCCUAAAUAUGCAUAUAGCAGAAUUAGGCCAAGGCCCAACAAUCCUCUUCAUCCAUGGCUUCCCUGAGCUCUGGUACUCAUGGCGCCACCAAAUGGUCUACUUAGCUGAACGUGGGUACCGUGCUGUGGCGCCUGACUUAAGGGGUUAUGGAGAUACUACUGGUGCACCCCUUAAUGACCCUUCAAAGUUCAGUAUUUUUCACAUUGUGGGUGAUGUUGUAGCAUUGCUUGAAGCCAUUGCUCCUAAUGAAGACAAGGUGUUUGUUGUUGCGCAUGACUGGGGCGCGUUUAUUGCUUGGCAUUUAUGCCUUUUUAGGCCAGAUAAAGUUAAAGCCUUGGUGAAUUUGAGUGUCCAUUACCACCCAAGGAGCUCAAAUAUGAAUCCUGUUGAGGGGCUAAAGGCUUUAUAUGGGGAAGAUUAUUAUAUCUGCAGAUUUCAGGCACAAGGAGAUAUUGAAGCUGAAUUUGCUCCAAUUGGUGCUAAGUCUGUUCUUAAGAAAAUGUUGACAUACCGCGAUCCUGCACCCUUUUAUUUUCCUAAAGGCAAAGGCCUUGAAGCUAUCGCUGAUGCUCCGAUUGCCCUUUCAACGUGGCUCUCUGAGGAAGAGUUGGAUUACUAUGCCAACAAGUUUGAGCAGACUGGUUUCACUGGUGCACUUAACUAUUACCGAGCUUUAUCCAUAAGUUCAGAACUCACAGCACCAUGGACAGGGGCUGAAGUUAAAGUUCCAACCAAGUUUAUUGUCGGUGAAUUCGACUUGGUCUACCAUAUGCGAGGUGCUAAAGAGUACAUACACAAUGGUGGAUUUAAGAAAUAUGUUCCAUUGUUGGAGGAAGUUGUAGUUUUGGAAGGUGCAGCUCACUUUGUUAAUCAAGAAAGGCCACAUGAGAUUAGUAAGCACAUUUAUGACUUCAUUCAAAAGUUCUAAACUUCUUCUUUUCCUUUGAAUUUUCAGAAAAUAAUGUUAGCUUCGGAUUAUCUAAUCCCAUAAUUUGGCUUGUAAGUUCCCCAUUUGUGGAACUACAUUGGAUAUGUUGUUAUUGUUGUUAAUCGACUUGUAAGUUAGUUUAAAUUUGGAACGUUUUGAUGUUAAGGAAUAUAACGCCAUAAGUUCGUGUGUAA